UGUAGUGUGUGUAGCACUGACAGUGGUAAUCGCUUAGUGUUGUUUAGUAUACGUUAUACACUCCCAACGGGCAACGGAAAUCGGUUUCUGAUGGUUUGCCGCGCUGUUCAUCGCGAUUGUUGCUUCGCGUCUACUUAUGAUUGUUAAAUAUUAUUAUGGGAUCGUAAAUACAGGCAUCUUCGCCCACGCAAAAGGUUUUAUCCAAUCCACUGUCCCCAAGAAACACUUUUGAAUUAAAUGCUUAGUGCCCUAUGCCGCCAAUAAAUUGAUCAUCUAGCAGUGACCAUGUUUCGCUGCAUACCAAUAUUCAAAGGCUGCAAUAGGCAGGUUGAAUGUGUUGAUAAAAGACACAGUUCGUUAAGUUCAGUACCCGAAGAAAUCCUGAGGUAUGCCAGGAGUCUGGAAGAACUAUUAUUAGAUGCUAAUCACUUAAGAGAACUCCCUAAGAAUUUUUUCCGACUACAAAGGUUGCGUAAGCUCGGGCUGAGUGAUAACGAAAUCCAUCGUCUUCCACCUGAAAUACAAUACUUUGAAAACUUAGUCGAACUAGAUGUUUCACGAAACGACAUACCUGAUAUACCAGAUGAAAUUAGAAGUUUGAGGCUCUUACAAGUGGCUGACUUCAGCAGUAACCCGAUACCAAAAUUACCAUCUGGAUUCUCACAACUACAUAAUCUCACAACUUUAGGUCUUAAUGACAUGUCCUUAAGUAAUUUACCAGCUGAUUUUGGACUGUUAGUCAAUUUAAAAUCUCUUGAAUUGCGAGAAAAUCUUUUGACAUCUCUACCCUUAUCACUAUCACAAUUAACUCGAUUAGAACGUUUAGAUUUAGGUGACAAUGAAAUAGAUCAUUUACCACAUCACAUAGGUAACCUUCCAGUACUUCAAGAACUAUGGUUAGAUCAUAACCAUUUACAACAUUUACCGGCGGAAAUAGGAAAUCUGAAACAGUUAACCUGUUUAGAUGUCUCUGAAAAUCGUUUAGAAAAUAUACCUGAAGAAAUUGGAGGUUUAGAAAGUUUAACUGACCUGCAUUUAUCUCAAAAUGUAAUUGAAAUCCUGCCGAAUGGAAUUGGAGAACUUAGUCGUCUUAUGAUCCUUAAAGUUGACCAAAAUCGUUUGACUAUUUUAAAUGAUAAAAUUGGAUGCUGUGAAAAUCUCCAGGAACUUAUCUUGACGGAAAACUUUUUGGUUGAACUACCAUCUAGUAUUGGUAGACUUAUAAAUUUAACAAAUCUAAAUGUUGAUCGCAAUAGUCUUCAUAGUUUACCUAUUGAAAUAGGGAAUUUAAACCAAUUAGGAAUUUUAUCAUUACGUGAUAAUAAAUUACAAUAUUUGCCUAAUGAAGUAGGAAAUUGUUUUGAAUUGCAUGUUUUAGAUGUUUCUGGAAACAAUUUACAAUAUUUACCAUUUUCUCUGGCUAGUUUAAAUUUAAAAGCUGUUUGGUUGUCCAAAAACCAAGCUCAACCAAUGCUCAAUUUUCAAACUGAUGAAGAUGAAAAAACAGGAGAGCAAGUUUUAACUUGUUUUCUAUUGCCUCAGCUUGAAAUUAGAGGGGAAACAAAUGGCUUGAUCACUGGUGACUAUGACCAAUCAUUGUACUCACCUCCAGAUGAUGAAACCAGUGAAAAUGAAGAUAAUGAAUGGGAAAAUAAGGCCAAUUCAAGAACUACGUCUGUUCAAUUUACUGGUGAUAUUAAGACUGAACCAAGUACAAAUACAUCAUUUGUACGACAUAAUACACCACAUCCUAAAGAGUUAAAAGCUAAAGCUACUAAACUUUUUGGUAAAACCAAAAGUAAUGAAAACAGUUUAACUGACAGCCAAAAAGAAGACGACUCAUAUGAAAAAUACAAUAUUAAUGAAGUAAAUAGUGAUAAAUAUACUGAAGAAAUUAAUUCACAUGUUGAGAAUAGUAAUACUUUAGAAGAUGAAAAUAAUUUUGAGGAAAAAAAUGUAGUAUUUCAUCCAUCUUCCAACUUUGAUGCUGAUAUUCAAAAUAGGCCCAUGAAACUACAUAGAAGAGACACUCCUCAUCAUUUAAAAAACAAAAGGAUUACAAUUGAUUCUAGUUUAAUUGAACAACAGGAGGCUCAAUUGACUAAUAACGAAAACAUGUCAAAUUCCUUAUCUGAAGAUAAGAGUACUGUACUAUUUCCCACUCCACCUGAGUCUUUAGUUGAUCAAACUGUUCUUGAUGGUGAAAUGGUUGGUAAAGAAGAACUCAUGGAAGUUCGUAUCGAAAGAACAUCAGCAGGUUUAGGGCUAUCAAUAGCUGGUGGUAGAAAUUCUACUCCAUUUAAAGGAAAUGAUGAAGGAAUAUUUGUUUCUAGACUUACACCAGAUGGACCUGCUGAUUUAGCUGGACUAAGAGUUGGUGAUAAAGUUCUAUCUGCAAAUGGUCAUUCAUUAAUUGAUGUUGAUCAUUACACUUCUGUUGAAAUUUUACGAUCCUGUGGUUCGGUUUUAGUUCUUGAAAUAUUGAGAGAAAUUAAUCCUCAACCUAAGGAAUGGGCCAUACAUGUUCCAGGAGAAUCAACAUCAUCUAGUGUAAGCAAUAGUCGAGCUCCUAGUGUUAUUUCACAUCACACCAACUAUGAAAACACAAAUGGCCAUUCCCUUGAAAGAAAUCGAAAAACUCCAGAGUUGUUAAAAGAUUUAGAUACAACAAAAAAGCAAUUAGUGUAUACAACCCUUAUAAGAGAUCAAAAUGGUCUUGGAUUUAGCAUUGCUGGAGGCAAAGGAUGUACUCCUUUUAAGGAUAACUCUGAAGCCAUUUUUAUUUCACGAAUUACGGAAGGUGGUGCUGCUGAAAAAGAUGGUAAAUUACAAAUGGGAGAUCGAGUUAUUUCGAUUAAUGGCAUUGAUGUGACUGGUGCUCGUCAUGAUCAAGCUGUAUCUAUGUUAACUGGUCUUGAACGUUUUGUACGACUUGUAUGUGAACGUUCAGUUGAUAUCCGAUAUUCAGACUCUGAAUCACAUCACUCAUUAUCACCAAGUGCUAUACCUACCAAAUCUCGUUCAUAUAUAUCUCCUAAAACGCCACCACCUGCGCCACCGCAAACCCCACCUAAACCAGCACCUAGAAAAUUGGCAUCACAAUCAUCAAUAAGUUCAGAAACUGAAAGCGUACAACAAAAGCCAUUGACAAAUGAAGACUUUGAAGCUAUGAUUCCUCAACGUUUUCAAAAGUUGAACAAGAGACAGGUUGAUGAUCAACCUGUAGCUGUUGUAACAACAUUGACAAUUAAAAAACCUGUUAGUUUGAAUGGCAUAGAGUUUAAUGAAAGUCCUACAACAUUAGGCCGAGUUACUGAGACUAUAACCAAAAGUACAUUUACUGAAACUGUUGUGACUAGAGUAACUGACAAUACUCUUGCUGAAUCUAUUAUUAUUGAGAACGUCACUUUAGUUAAAGAAGGCGGAUCUUGGGGCUUUAGUAUUAUAGGUGGCACAGACCAUCCAUGUAUACCAUUUGGACAACAAGAACAUGGAAUAUUCAUUUCUCAUAUUGUUCGAGGUGGAAUAGCAGAGUGUUCUGGAAAAUUGCGAAUGGGUGACCGUCUAUUAAAAGUUAAUGAUGAAGAUGUAACUAAAAUGACUCAUCAAGAUGCUGUACUUACUCUUUUAAAACCAACUGAAGAAAUUACUUUAACUGUUCAACAUGACCCUCUUCCAGAAAAUUUUCAAGAAUUAACAAUUGUUCGAGAAGCUAAUGAAAAACUUGGUAUGCAUAUUAAAGGAGGCCUUCGUGGACAUCGUGGUAAUCCAUUGGAUAAAAGUGAUGAAGGUGUAUUCAUAUCUAAAAUUAAUUCUGGAGGUGCUGCUAAACGAGAUGGCCGAUUAAAGGUGGGAAUGCGUUUAUUAGAAGUAAAUGAUAUAUCAUUACUAGGAGUUACCCAUCAAGAAGCUGUUAACUGUCUACGUACUGCUGGUCAAAAAAUUCAUAUGAUUGUUUGUAAGGGUUAUGAUAAAGCAGAAAUUGAUAGGCUAGUUAAUGAAGGAAAACUCAGACGAGAAAGUAGAUCAAUUUCUCAAAGCGUUUCAAGCUUAGAUAGAGAUGAUGAAGAUUCUGAAGUCUUUAAACAAGAAAUGGAAAUAAAAAAAGAAUUGGCUGAGUGGGAAAAUCAAGAAAAAUUAAUCAAAGAAGAACUAGAAAGUAUGGAAAUUGAUGAAGCCAGAGAAAAAUCUACUCAAGAAAAGGUAUUGGAUGUGGUACGUGCUGCUGAAAUGUUAACAUUCAACUCAACCGAAUCUAAUACUGUGAAGCCUAAAUCACCUGGUGGUCCAAAAUCAGGUGACAGCUUAAAAACAACCACUGUUGUAAUGAGUAAACAUACUUUAGCCCCUCAAACUGAUCAAGUAGUUGUUCAGAAACAGCUUAAAACAACGCCUAUAAUUGAUUUAAUCCCUAAGAAAUCCUCAUUAAUGAAAAAUCCUAAUCGUGUGUCUACCAAACGCAUACAUUUCCAGGAUUCUCCUACUCUUGUCAAUAAAAUUUAUCCUCUCCGUACUCUUAUAGUAGAACAACCUGUUCCUAAUCAUGUAGAAAUGGUACCUUAUGUUACUAAAGUAAACAUAGUACCUAUUCAACAAUUUCAAACUCCAAUAUUUACUGAUAUAGAAAGUAACUCUUCUUUAGAAACUACACAAUCACUAGACCCUCCUCCUGUAAAUUAUUCUACACAUCCAUCCUUGCAGUCUACUCCUCAUUGGUUGGAUGUUUAUAAUGAUACCCCAUCGCUUUUGACUUAUUACAAUACGGCUAAUCCUAGUGAGCAAACGUCUAGUCCUAAAGCGUCAGUAAGUGACAAAAAAAAGUUUUUUGAGAAAGCAAUGGAAGAACAUCAUAAUCCAAGCCCAAAACCUGAAAGGAUAUUCAGUUUUUUAAGUCAAGAUGAAGUUGAAAAAAUGAAACAGGAAGAAGAGCAAAAAAUGGGUACUUUGAUAAAACAAAAAAUAAAUCCUCAUAAAAAAUUUAUUGAAGAAGAUGAUUUUGAUGAAGAUGAUGGAGCAUUGGUGUACAAAAACGAACUUAAUGUUGGUUCUGAUAAUCAAAAACCACCCAAUUCUGAUAUGUGUGUACGGACAGCUAAAGCAGAAAAAAGACUUAAAGAUCGACUUAAUCAAGAUGGUGUUUCAUUCAAUGAUGAUAAAGAAUUGUCACCUGCUGAACAACGUGCACUAAAUGCUGAAAAAAAAGCUGCUUGGCGCCAAGCAAGAUUAAAAUCAUUGGAACAAGAUGCUUUACAAGCACAAAUUGUUAUUAAAGAAUUAAGUGAAAUAACUGAAAGCAAAUCAACUAAUGGUGAUAUUGAGAGUGAAAAGUUCAGCACUAUAAAUAAUGAAUAUAUUGAGAAUAAACCAUUGGAGUGCUUGAGACCAACAAGCGAGGAUUUUCCCCGCCUGCGCCUGCGCGAGUCCCCUGUCCAGACCAAGGUAUCCGAACGAGAGACAGUCGUCGGCGAGAGCAUAUCCUUACGCACCGAGCAGUAUGUUGAUCAGUCUGGUCAACUGAAAGUCAGAACCAUCGAAGUUGUUGAAAAAGUCAUUGAAAAAGAGGUUGAGACAACAAAAGAAAAAAUAGUAUCAUUGGAAUUAAGUACACCUGAAGCAGAAUUUUCAUCAAAAAUAUUACAUGAUAACGAUGAUGAUGAUGAUGAUGUUAUUGAAAAAAAAACUGCUAAUAAUGCUUCAGGAAAAAAAAGACGUAGAAAACGUACUAAAUCUACAGAAAAACAGUCUUCUUAGAACUUGUAAUAUGUAGUCUUUAAUAAAUUUAUAUUUAAAAUAGAUAAAUCAUAUCUCAUUCCUAUAUUAUUUAAAGUAUUACUAGAUUUAAAAAAUUGUGAUUACUAGUUACAUAUAUAUUUUUUGUAAUUCUAUUUUCUUUUUUUAAACCCCCUAAAUUUCUUUAAGGACCAAAUUUUUUACAAGUAUUAUUCUUUAAUUCUUUAAUUCUUUAGUGACAAUGUUUUAGUUACUGUUUUAAGCAAUGUCACUAGUUACUAUAUUGUAAUUACAUACAAUUUAUUGAUAACCAUAUUUUUAUAUUUUAUAAUAUUUACAU
Molecule: messenger RNA, 6070 nt
Organism: Daktulosphaira vitifoliae (grape phylloxera)
Lineage: Eukaryota; Metazoa; Arthropoda; Insecta; Hemiptera; Phylloxeridae
Product: protein scribble homolog
Exons: 35
Coding region: 286-5751 (1821 amino acids)
Biological process (GO): neurotransmitter receptor transport postsynaptic membrane to endosome; neurotransmitter receptor transport, endosome to postsynaptic membrane
Cellular component (GO): postsynaptic density; postsynaptic membrane; adherens junction
Molecular function (GO): protein binding
Source: RefSeq, a predicted model, not a curated record